GUUAACAUUUUGAAGGAUCAAGGAAACAAAGCUUUGGCUGCUAAUAAUAUUGACGAUGCCAUCAAAUUCUAUACUCAAGCUAUUGAGUUAGAUGGUAAAAAUCAUGUACUUUACAGUAACAGAUCUGCAGCUUAUGCAAAGAGUGGCAAAUUCCAUCAGGCCCUUGAAGAUGCAGAGAAAACUGUAUCGUUGAAACCUGACUGGGCCAAAGGCUACUCUAGGAAAGGCAGUGCUCUGGCAUAUCUUAACAGAAUUGAAGAAUCCAUUGAAGCAUAUGAAAAAGGUUUAAUGUUGGACCCAACCAAUGAACAAAUUAAAACUAGCUUACAAGAAGUUAGAUCUCAACAGUUUGGUUCCAACUUCCCCAACCCCUUCGCUGGUCCAGAAGUAUACAUGAAGUUGAAAAUGGACCCAAGGACAUCACAGUGGAUGGACGAUCCUGAUUAUUUAAAACUAUUGGAAGAACUCAAGAGUAACUCAAGAUCUUUAGGUUCAAAGCUUUCUGAUCCACGAGUACUUACUACUUUAAGUGUUCUUCUGGGUAUGAAAAUGGAUGGUGAUGAAGGUAUGGAAGUAGACCCACCUAAGUAUGAGAGCAAACCUCAGAAAAAAGAAGAGCCUAAACCAGCCCCACCAAAACCAGAAGACAACUUGUCACCAGAGAAAAGGCAAGCUAUGGAAGAAAAAAAUUUAGGAAAUACUGAGUAUAAAAAGAAGAAUUUCGAAGAUGCUUUGAAACAUUACAACAAAGCUGUUGAAUUAGAUCCAAAUGAAAUCACAUAUUACCUUAAUAUAGCUGCUGUUUACUUUGAACAAAAAGAAUUUGAAAAGUGUAUAGCUCAAUGUGAAAAAGCUAUUGACAUUGGUCGUGAAAAUCGUGCAGACUUCAAACUUAUAGCCAAGGCCUUUACCAGAAUUGGUCAUUCACAUAAGAAGAUGAAUAAUCUCAAACAAGCUAAAGUCUAUUAUGAAAAAUCAAUGUCAGAACACAGAACUCCUGAAAUCAAGAGUCUUUUAUCUGAAAUUGACAAAAAAAUUAAGGAAGAAGAACGCAAGGCAUACAUCGACCCUGUCAAGGCUGAAGAAGAAAAAGAACUUGGCAACCAAAAGUUCAAAGAUGGUGAUUAUGCUACUGCUGUAAAGCACUACUCAGAAGCUAUUAUGAGAAAUCCAGAUGAUCCUAAAUACUACAGCAACAGAGCUGCCUGUUACACAAAAUUAGCAGCUUUUGACUUGGGAUUGAAAGAUUGCGAUAAAUGCGUAGAACUUGACCCCAAAUUCAUCAAGGGCUGGAUCAGAAAGGGAAAAAUUCUUCAAGGCAUGCAGCAACACUCAAAGGCCAUGACUGCUUAUCAAAAAGCUUUAGAUUUAGACGCGAACAAUGCCGAAGCUAUUGACGGAUACCGCCAGUGUUCAGUUGCUCUUAACUCGAAUCCCGAAGAAAUUAGAAAGCGCGCGAUGGCUGAUCCUGAGGUGCAGGCCAUUCUCAGAGAUCCUGCCAUGAGACUUAUCUUGGAACAGAUGCAAAAUGAUCCUAAAGCUUUACAAGACCAUCUAAAAAAUCCAGACAUUGCAGCUAAACUACAAAAACUUUUGGAAUCAGGACUUGUUGCUAUUCAUUGAUGGACUAAUAGAAAAAUGAACAUUUUAUAAAUGCACAUAGAACCAAACAGCAAUAAAUUUUUAUCAUUCAAUUCCUUCAAGAAUAGAAUGGUCAACUUAUACUAUUGCCUCAAUGUAA
This is a messenger RNA of Trichogramma pretiosum, 1741 nucleotides long. RefSeq names its product stress-induced-phosphoprotein 1 (gene Stip1). The annotation marks the transcript as partial. NCBI's taxonomy places the organism in Eukaryota, Metazoa, Arthropoda, Insecta, Hymenoptera, Trichogrammatidae. Gene Ontology annotation, molecular function: Hsp90 protein binding. The transcript is spliced from 3 exons. The record is from RefSeq and is a predicted model, not a curated record.